This is a messenger RNA of Phymastichus coffea, 3778 nucleotides long. It is a transcript of the gene Eaat2, whose product is annotated as excitatory amino acid transporter. Gene Ontology annotation, cellular component: plasma membrane. The transcript has 11 exons. Gene Ontology annotation, molecular function: glutamate:sodium symporter activity; L-glutamate transmembrane transporter activity; neutral L-amino acid transmembrane transporter activity. Gene Ontology annotation, biological process: L-glutamate transmembrane transport. NCBI's taxonomy places the organism in Eukaryota, Metazoa, Arthropoda, Insecta, Hymenoptera, Eulophidae. The record is from RefSeq and is a predicted model, not a curated record. The coding region runs from base 712 to 2316 and encodes 534 amino acids.
UCGAGACUUUCUCUUCGUCAAGGACAUAUCGUGCCCUCAACUAUUUCAUAACUAGUCGUGUUUCUAUAACUACUAAAUUUUAGUUUUCAUAAACAAACUAAAUGAUUAAAUGUAUUAUAAAGCUAAGAGAAAGAAUAAAUACUUAUAUACUUGAAAAUCAAUUGUUUAUAAUAAACAAGUGAGAAACUAACCUGAUUCAGUGGAAGCUUUAAAAAUUUUCAUAUAAAAAUCAAUUGACAUAAACUACAAUAGAAAAAUAAAUAAUAAAUAUAGAAAUUUAAAGAAGAUUAGUUUUGGCUAAGGGUUGCAAAAAAUAAAGAAAAAGGAAAAGAAGCAAAAGAUCUUUUAUAAAGGACAGCAUAAAAAUUAACAAAAAAAAAGUGAAAAAUCAACUGAAUAAUUAGUGGCCAAAUUAGCGGGUGAUACUUCAGAAACAAUUGAUUAGAGUAAAUAAGACUAGUAAAUAAAUAAUCUGAUAUAACGAUAUAUUGGCUGGAUAUAUUGAAUUGAAUCCUACGAUUUAUUGGAAAACGGCUGGGUGACAGUAGAUAUUUGUCCUUUUAUAAUCAUUUUCGGAAACACCCUCAAGACGGCCAACCCUCGUCCUCGUUGUGUAGCCGGAGACCCGCUGUACGUCAGCUACGCGGAGCUUCGUCGGAAACAGAAGCCGGAUCUGCAGGAUCCGUCUCAAUCUAACUGGCCCUCUAAAAGAUGGAAGACAAACUGUCUUCACGUUUCUCCGAAUAUCUUUUUGCAAAAAUGGAUGGUCAAGAUGUCUCGGCCUCGCAGGGUCCCCGCAAGAUGACAGUCCAUACUAAAAAAUUUAUGCACGAAAACCUUCUUCUCCUGGUCACCUUAUCUGGUGUUGUACUGGGUGUUAUUUUAGGAUUCAGUUUACGACCACUAGGCCUGAAUGAAGAUGCUGUUAUGCUGAUCAGUUAUCCAGGCGAACUGUUCAUGAGACUAUUGAAAUUGAUGAUCUUACCACUUAUAAUAGCUAGUUUAAUUUCAGGGUCAGCAAGUUUAAAUGCCCGCAUGAAUGGAAUGAUUGCAGUUCGUACUUUGGUUUAUUUUGUUUUAACGUCUUUACUGAAUGCUAUCCUUGGAAUCAGUUUCGUAUUAAUUAUUCAUCCUGGUAAUCCUGGCUUACGAGAACCAAUUUCACCAUCAGCAAAUGAUAGAGUUGUAAAUAUUCUAGACAGUUUAUUGGAUCUUGGAAGAAACAUGUUUCCGGACAAUCUUUUUCAAGCGGCUUUUCAACAGGCUCAUACCGUUUAUGUACCAAAGAAAAAUAGUUUUCAGAAUAAUACGGAAUAUCUCACACGCAGUGAAAAGACGAAUGAUGACGAAUUAAUACGAGUUGUUCAGUAUAGAAGUGGAACGAAUACGCUAGGCAUCGUAUUUUUCUGCUUAAUUUUUGGUACAUUUCUUGGAACUCUAGGAGAAAAAGGUCUAGUCGUUAUAGACUUUUUUAAAGCCGUUUUCGAAGUAAUCAUGCGCAUGGUAUCGACUGUAAUGUGGAUGACUCCAAUUGGCAUCACAUCGGUUAUAGCCGGAAAAAUUCUCGGAGUUGUGGAUAUUUCAUUAGUUAUGUCUCAAUUGGCCUGGUUCAUUAUCACGAUAGUUCUUGGAGUAUUCUUUUAUCAAUUAGUCAUAAUUCAACUUAUCUAUUUAGUUAUUGUGAAAAAGAAUCCUUUCAAAUUUUAUGCUGGUCUUGCACAAGGUACUCUCACCGCUUUCGCCAUGGCAUCAACGGCUGCUGCUCUUCCUGUCACCUUCCAUUUGAUGACUGAAAAAUUACGAGUUGAUGCUCGCGUAACUCGGUUUGUGCUGCCUAUUGGUUGCAACAUCAAUAUGGAUGGAACGGCAAUGUUCGUUGCCAUAGCAAGUAUUUUCAUUGCUCAAAUGAAUGGCAUAUUACUAGGUUUUGGAGAAAUCGUCACAGUUGUAUUAACGUCUACGGCAGCUUCAGUGUCAUCUGCCUCUGUUCCCAGUGCAGCUCUGGUCCUAUUAUUAGUUGUUUUAAGUGCUAUAGAUGUACCAGUACAUGACGUUUCGCUUUUAUUCGCUAUAGAUUGGUUUGUCGAUCGUAUACGAACCACAAAUAAUAUGCUAGGAGAUUGUUAUGCUGCUGCGAUUGUUGAACACUUGUCAAAAAAAGAAUUAAUGGCAUUAGAUGCGGCAGCGUAUCAGUCUGAAACCAUUCUUCCUACUACAAUGACAAAUGGAUGUAUUUCGGCCAACUUGGUACCAGAUCCUGAUACAAUCGUCAUCGAGAUGCAACAUGAGACUAAAAUAGCUGGUAUUGUGAAAUGAUCAUUUAACUUUUCAUGAUAGUUUGGAGGCAUCAACUACCGAAAAAGAUACGAAGAAAAUUAUUUCAAGAGCGAUAGAAAAUAGUAAGACAUUAAAAAGAUUUAAAAAAUGGAAUAAGUUUCUGAAUAUGGAGCUGAAAUACAGAAUAAUAAGAUCAUGAUAAUAACAGAUAAUAAAAAGAAUAAGAAUGUACAAUAUGAGCAUGAUAAAAAAAACAUAAGGUUUCAAGAUAGUUUUUCUAAAUGGAUGCAGAUUUAAUAAUAAUACAAAUUAUACUAUUUAGGAUUGUAUAUCAUAUCUCCUUCAACGAAUUGUUUGGAAUUGAGUGAAUUAUUAAAUUCUUAAAAGUUAAGUAACAAGCUGCCAUAAAUAACAUUUGAAUCAAUUUAAAAAAAUGUGUAAAUAAAAACAAAAAUAUAAUAUCGUAUUUGAAAACAUAUGAUAAGUAAAUGUUCGAAAUAGUACAUUUCGCUAUUAAAAAGUACGGUGUGUGAAGAAAAAUUUUUCUCAGCACUAAAUUGAUGUAUAUCUUCCUAGUAAGGAACACAGAAUUACAUGGAUAAUAGCCUGAGAGUAAAGUGUCUCGUGUAUAGGCGAUGCAUGGUUUUAUUGUUCAAAUCAUCAGGCUUGAAUUAUACUUUAAGAGGACGGAAUGUUACCGACUGAGUCCUAUUUAGUUAUCAAUAUGAUUUUCCAUAUUUUCUAAAGAAAAAACGCACUUUCCCGCUCUUUAUAUUAUUCAUGAAAGGUAUCUUCCGAAAUUUUAUAACAAUUGGUUCUUUUAUUUUUAAGAAAAGUUUGAAAAAAGGACUGCAAACAACCAGAAAGCAAUAGAAGAAUGUUUGUUAAAAGGUUUUCAAACUUUUUUUACAAAUAAAUAAAUCAAUUUUUCAUUAAACUAUUGACAAAUACUUUUUAUUAAAGUAAUGAAGAGCAAAAUAAUCUGAAAAGUUAUGAAAAUGCAUUUGUUCUUAAAAAAAUUUCGAAAUCUUUUUCAAAGUAAGAUAGGAACCUUUAUCGACAUCCGAUAUCCGUAAGAAAUUUUAAUUUUAGACAAUUAAUGUGGUUCUGUAUCUCCUACUGAGGGUAUAACGUCACCGCUUUACCGUGCACUACUGUAAUGAUUACUAGUAGAGUGAUGUACUAUUUUUUUAAUUUAUAAACUGAUGUAAUUUUUCCACGUAGGAUGAACAACUCUUAAUUAAAAAGUUGUUUUUGGUGAUGAAAUGAAGAAUACUUAUAUUUAAAGAAUGAUGUUGAUAAUUAUAUAAUGAUGAUAAUAAUCACGGUGAUGAUAGUCAUGUUAAUAAUAAAUAUUUGUGUUAUAAUGAUGUUGCAUAAAACAGUUACAACUGUAAUAUCUGCAAUCACAUAAGUUGGGAAUAUGUUCUAUUUUUUUUAUAUAAAUGUUAUAAUUAUUAUCGAAGUUUUCAACAGACGUUCCUAUUGUAAAUGUUAUUAA